AUGGCCGGGCGAGAGCUCGUUGGGGGCGGCGGACAGGGAGGCUGGUCGGAGGAGAACAGGCGGGUGCUGCUGGAGGGCCCGGAGAGGCUGGGUUGCGGUUGUGGCUGCUGCAGCUGUAGUAAUGCAAGAUCAAGCUCUCGCUGCACUCGUUCUCAAGCGGCUCCUCUAUGGACAGUUGAAGAAACACUGGUCCUGUUGAACGAGAUUGCUGCUCUCGACGACGAAUGGUUCACUGCCCUCUCUUCCUACCAGAGAUGGAAGAUGAUCUCUGACAACUGUGUUUCCAUGAAAGUCAACAGGUCUUCCAGCCAGUGCAAGAAAAGAUGGGAAUCCCUCCUCUCUGAUUACAAGAAGAUCACGAUCUGGGAGGCCUCAAUCUCUGCCUCUGCCUAUGGACCCUAUUGGUCUCUCAAACCCGGCAGGAGAAGGCAGCUUCGCCUUCCUUACUCCUUUGACCAGCAAGUGUUUUGCUCUGUGGAUGCUGUCAUCAAGGCACAAGAGGCUAGAAUUGCUUCUUCAGCAACCGACACUGACUCAGAAGACCUUAUAGGUUUGCACGAGGAGGAUAAGAGCAGUGGUGGCUCCCAAGGCAUGGUUGAGGCUGAGGCUAGUGAUCCAGAUUAUAUUAUCAGUAUGCCUGAGGCUAAGUGUCAAGCAAAAGAGGUUAUCAGUAGGCUAGAGGCUGAGAUGGCUGAAGCCGAUGCCGAUUUAGGUCCAGAGAAAACAGGGACUGAUACUACUAAAAAUACAAAUAAGGAACAUGAGAUAACUAAUAAGCUGAAAGAAAAUGCAAAGGAGAUACACGCCAUAUUGAGAGGUGAGCUACCAGAUAAUGUCAACCGAGGUUGUGGACUGGUGGAAUUGACGAAACGAAAUGCUGCUGAGACUGAGUUCACAAGACGACAAGCUGACGAGCUUAUCAAAGCAUUUGGGGUGCUUGCUAGAACUCUCAAUCAGUUCAAGGAGCUAAUCAAGGAUGGUGAAUGCAAAGAAAUCAGUCUCAUGAGCCCAAUGGCCUUGUGAGAGCAGUUCUUCUAUAAAUAGCCUAUUUGUUAAUUGGACUAAGUACAGUCUGCAAGGAGAAUUUCUUGGUUAGAAUAUGAGCUCAAAAGCGCCUAAUUCUCAGCAUUUUCAUGUGGGAGCUUGAAUUUAGAGGUUGCCUUAAAAGUUCAUUUUGGUGGCAUAGUUUUACUAAAUGGCAAGUUCUCCAAAGUAAGACAGCUAAUCAUUUUAAUGUUGUUGCAGUUCUAACUUCUGGAAAUGAGAGGUUCAAUUUAAAAGAAUCUGGUCUUGUUUGUCUUGCAUUUCAAUAGAAGUCUCUCGAUGCUACUUU
Messenger RNA from Asparagus officinalis (garden asparagus), 1333 nucleotides. RefSeq names its product trihelix transcription factor ASR3. The record is from RefSeq and is a predicted model, not a curated record. Bases 1 to 1023 code for a protein of 340 amino acids. Lineage: Eukaryota; Viridiplantae; Streptophyta; Magnoliopsida; Asparagales; Asparagaceae. The transcript has 3 exons.